CAGAAGAAGCUCAGACGAGGGGGAGACAGAAAGGGCGGAAGCAAAAGGAAAGAACAGAAGAAACCCACAAAGAAGAGGCAGGAAACGCCAGCAGGAUUGAGAGGAGGAAAAAAAAAAGAGAAGGGGAGAAGCGGAGAAGGUGAAUCUCCGAAAGCACGAAAAGAAUAUUUGAAGAAAAAAAAAUACUCAGAGAACAAGAUGGCAACAUUUAAAUUUAAAUCAGACAGAGAAAUAAAAGACUCAAGAGGUGCAAUUAGAAGACCAUCCCUGAAUGAGGAAAUGAACCUGAAGGAUAUGAUGAAAGACAUGAUGAGAGAGAUUCAGAAAAUUCAGGAGAAGCAAGACGUAUGCCAGAAAAUUCAACAGGAACAAAUGUCGGAUUUUAAAAAGGAGAUUAAAGAAGAAUUGGGGAUAAUGAAGAGCGAGAUUACAACAUUACAACAGGAAAUAAAGGAUCUGAAAAAUGAAAAGAAAGAACUAAAGAUAACUCAAGAAAAGACCCAAUAUAAACUAAAAGAACUAGAGAAAAAAAAUGAAAAAAUAAACGCAAAACAAGAAGCCAUGGAGGCAAGAGAAUUGGAACAUCAAUUAAGAAUGAGAAAUAUACCGGAAGAGCCAGGAGAAAACAUAAGAGAGAAAGUAAUAGAGAUACUAAUGAAACUUCUGGACUGCUCCGAACAGGAGAUACAAGUACAAAUGGACAGAACGUACAGGAUUAACACAAAUUUCUCAAGAAGAAACAAAACCCCGAGAGACGUGAUAGUACACCUUACAAAGAAAAUUGCAAGAGAUGAAAUAUUGAGAAUAAAUAACAAAAAACAGAUAUUCUACAAAGAGACAAAAAUAGCGAUAUUGAAGGAAGUACCAAAUACAAUAAUAAAUAGAAGGAAAAAAUAUACCUUCCUGACAGAGGAAUUGAAGCAACAGAAGGCGAGAUACAGGUGGGAAAGAGAAGAAGGAUUAAUGACAACGUAUAAAGGUCAAAGGUAUUGGAUCACAACAGAAGAAAGAGCCCGAGAAUUUUACAACACAAUAAGAAAGGAGAAGGAUGAAGAGUCUGAAAGGAAACAAAAAGAGAAGAAAAAACCAAAGAGACAACGUAUAGAGUCACCCGAAAAAGAUGAUUUGGACAUAAAAGAAUGCAGACUGAACCUAAGGGAAAACAUGGAAUCUACGAAUCUAGGAAAAGUGGAAGAAAGACAGGUGGAAGAGGAACAAGAGGAUAAAAUGAGAAAAGAAGAGGAGGAAGAGGAAGAGACAGAAGCAGUGGGUGAUAAGGACGAAGACAAAUAUGAGUGA
This is a messenger RNA of Anolis carolinensis (green anole), 1299 nucleotides long. Its product is annotated as golgin subfamily A member 6-like protein 6. The coding region runs from base 199 to 1299 and encodes 366 amino acids. The transcript is spliced from 2 exons. NCBI's taxonomy places the organism in Eukaryota, Metazoa, Chordata, Lepidosauria, Squamata, Anolidae. The record is from RefSeq and is a predicted model, not a curated record.